Drosophila takahashii is the source of this 3460-nucleotide messenger RNA. RefSeq names its product holocarboxylase synthetase-like protein (gene Hcs). Gene Ontology annotation, biological process: protein modification process. NCBI's taxonomy places the organism in Eukaryota, Metazoa, Arthropoda, Insecta, Diptera, Drosophilidae. Gene Ontology annotation, molecular function: biotin--[biotin carboxyl-carrier protein] ligase activity. Gene Ontology annotation, cellular component: cytoplasm. The record is from RefSeq and is a predicted model, not a curated record.
UCUCCUGUGAGUUGCAAUCAGCUGUUCAACAACUGGCCUGAAAACAGCUUACCAGGAAGCGCUCCUUUUGGGCCAUAGCAACCGAUAAAUCUGCAAUAGCCAAAUAGGGCAAAUUACGAAACCGCCAUUGAUUUUGGGCCCCAUCAAGAUGUAAUGUGUGCCCAGGCAUAGACCAUCCCCGAGUAAUUGAUAAUCCACGGCAGUACGAGUUCUGGUAGCAGACAUCCCUAUCCCCGAUGUUGACCCUGUAUUACGUGAGCGCCACCGUCCUGCAAUCCUGGCGCAUCCAGAAGGCCUGCUCCAAGAUCGCCGAGCACCUGGCACAGCCCUCGAGCAUCGCCUUCUAUGCCCUUCAAGCGGGCAGUGACGAUGGAUUCGAUCCCGCCCUGGCCAGCUCAGAGCUGUGCGGCAACCGCCAUGCGGCCAAGGUCACGGACAUCCUGUGGCUGCACGCCAAUCAGCGGGGCUGCUGCCUCCGUCCGCUGCAGACGCUCCACAUCACGCCCUGGAUCAGCUUCCCGGCAUCGCCCAGUCUGCUGCCCUUCUGCUACGCAGCUGACACAGUGACGCCAGUGGCCACGCCCACGGAGGCGGACUCUGCGCCCAAGCAGAGGGUCUCGCUAUCGGCUCAGGGAGAACAGAGGAUGCAGCUGCUCCUGGAGGCCCACGUAGAGCCCCUGCAGCGGCCGAGCACCGAGGACACCACUGCUGUGCGGCUGGAAGAUUACGGUAAGCUAAUUGCAUGGAAAAUAGACUCCCACCUGGCGGUGCUCAUCGAGACAGAUGUGGAGCACUUCACGCAACUUUUGAUAACGACAUUCUUGCGAAAUAAUUUAUGCAUUAACGAUCAGCUGCCACUUUUACGGAUUGAGUCGGUUCAGCGGGAAGGUGAUCCGCAGCCCUUUGAGCUACUGGCCAAUCACCUGAAGCGACAGUCCCGCAUAACUGUCGGUUUGGACAAGGACGGCUGGAAAAAGCACCUGGAGGAUCUGCGAGCCGUCGGUGUGCUGGCCCACCAAGCCACCGAGUUCGAGUACCAAAGAAAUCGUUCAGAGGGAAGGACGAAACCAGAUCUCAUUGCCCAUGAGCAUCGCCAAACCCCGGAACCUGUGGCCAAGGCUGUGGCUGUUGUGGAGCCAACCACCAAGGCAUCUCUGUCUCCUGCAAGGAUGCAAGAGAGUUCCCAGAAAGCUGAGGGCAAGUCUCCGACUAAAUCCGAGGCAAAAACCACUCCUGCUAAAAGCGAAAGCAAGCCAAUCAUACCCAAAGAAGACUCCAGUUCAACGCCAAUUAAAGUCGAAUGCAAACAAAGUGAAUUGGAGAAGCUAGCUGCUGCCCAGGCAUCGCAGAUGCAGAAGAUCGAGAAAGUGCAGGUGUCGCCCAUCAAGUCAGCUCCAUCGACUAAGCCACCCGCUCUCAGUAAUAUCAAUGAGUCUGCUGCGCCAUCAGCUCAGCCAACAAAGCCCAGCAAAUCCUUUGAGGUGGCGAAGCCAUUGAAUUCGCCUCCGUCAUCGAGCACUGCUCCUGUGCGACCUGUGCUGCAGCGGAAUAAGAAUAGUCUGCAGGAGAGCAAGCCCCUGAAUGUUUUAGUGUACUCGGACAGUGCCAGUGCCCGCGAAUCCACACUGGCCACUCUUCAGCAGCUGCUGGAGCGCAAUGUGUACACCAUCUAUCCGCUGAUGCCACAGCAGGCGGCUCAGAAGUACUGGACAGAGCAGACAGCUCUGCUUGUUGUGUGCGGAUCGGUGGCGCCGGGAAUUGGACAGAUAUUGGUGGACUACUUUCUGCAGGGCGGCAAGGUGCUAAGUCUGUGUUCGGAUAUACUGCACUUUAUCCUGCCCAACUAUCGCACGGCGGAGGUUCGAGAGCACGAACUGGUUCAAUUCUCCUACGACAAGUGGCAGCGGGUCAAGAUGAUGCACCACAUCUUCUGCUAUCAGCCGUCGCCGGUGAAGAAACACUUCUCCACGGACAGCGAGGAGUCAACCAAGUCGCAUUCCCGCAAACCAGCUCUAGUAUGUCCAAGGUCCAUGGAACUGAAGGAUCUGGCCGGUCACAGCCACAAAUUGGAUGUUCAGGUGUUGGGCACAGAAGAAACCUGGAAUACGCCCAGCUUGAUGUUGGCCAAAAGCCUGCAGAGCGGUGGAAAGGCCGUCUUCUCGCAGGUUCAUUUGGAAAUGAAUCCCAGUGAGUUUGAGUCGGAUGAGAUUAAGUACUCGAUUCUGAAGCAAAACGAACGCACUCGACUCGAGAUUUUUGCGGAUCUCUUGGGAAAGUACCUGGAUGUGCAGGUCCAAAACGGCGAGGGUGUCGAUCAGCAGCAGCCUGGAGUGGUCUAUCAGCACGCCUACUUUUUGGGUCGUCAUGAGGCCAAGUUUGAGCUUCUGGAGAAGCUGCGCCUAAGAUGCAGUGGAUCCGAUAAUGUCAUAGCAACGCCCAAGCUCACAAUGAAAUUCUGUGGGAAGGACGACAAGCCGCCAGUGGCCAAUAACAAUGUGCUGCCCAUACUGAUACAUUCCUGUCCGGACGAUUUCUCCACCGUAGAAUACUUUGAUCACCUUAAAACUGAGCAUAUUGGACGACUGGUCAUCUAUGCACCGGUAGUAAGCAGUUCCAUGCAUGUCAUUAACAACCUGGAGCUCAUCAACGGCCUGGCUGUGCUGCCCGUGCAACAGACCUCUGGAGUCGGUCGCUCCAAUAAUCAGUGGCUUAGUCCCUUGGGCUGCGCCAUGUUCUCGCUGCAACUCCACCUUGCCAUGGACUCAGCUUUGGGCUCUCGGUUGCCUCUUUUGCAGCACCUAAUUGGAGUGGCCAUUGUCAAUUCUCUGCGGGGUCAUGAACAGUAUGGGGUUCUGAAUAUUUCUAUCAAGUGGCCAAAUGAUAUAUAUGCAAAUGGGAACCAGAAAAUUGGCGGCCUCGUCAUUAACACCACUCUACAAGGCUCUCAGGCCAUCAUUAAUAUUGGAAGUGGAAUUAAUUUAAACAAUUCAAAACCAACUGUUUGCAUCAAUGAUUUGAUAAGGGAGCAUAAUGCUCGCGCCCCAAACAACAAGCUACCAAUUCUUAAAUAUGAGAUGUUUAUCGCCACGAUAUUUAAUGAAAUCGAAAGACUUUUGGGCGAAGUACAAAACGGAGACUUUGAUAGUUUUUAUGCCUUAUACUAUUCGCUCUGGUUACACAGCGGUCAAACCGUCAAGAUUUGCCUGCAAAAUCAACAGGAAAAGGAAGCCGAAAUUAUGGGAAUCGAUGAUGUUGGUUUUCUACAGGUAAAAUUACCAACUGGAUCCAUAGAAACCGUGCAACCCGACGGAAAUAGCUUUGAUAUGUUAAAAGGAUUAAUUGUACCCAAGUACCACUAGUUGAAUGAACCAGAUGAACCCAAGUCAUGUUAUUCCCCAGUCCUCUUAUUUAAUAGAGCUAUUAGCAACAUGUAUUUUUUAGGCGCAUUUAGGUCAAUUUA